Messenger RNA from Penicillium mononematosum, 1536 nucleotides. RefSeq lists its product as uncharacterized. The transcript is spliced from 2 exons. Lineage: Eukaryota; Fungi; Ascomycota; Eurotiomycetes; Eurotiales; Aspergillaceae. Gene Ontology annotation, molecular function: thiosulfate-cyanide sulfurtransferase activity. The record is from RefSeq and is a predicted model, not a curated record. The coding region runs from base 1 to 1536 and encodes 511 amino acids.
AUGACCAAAUAUAUAACCGCACGCGAGUUGCGCCAGCAUUGGGUAAAUCACCAUGAAAUUGCCCUCCUCGACGUCCGCGAAGAAGGUCCCUAUUCCGAGGCCCAUCCUUUAUUCGCACUAAGUGUGCCAGUUUCAGAAAUCGAGAAGAAGCUACCUCCACUAGUUCCUCGAUUGUCGGCUCCAAUUGUUGUCUACGACGAUGGUGAGGGUUAUGUAGAUCGGGCUACUGCCCGGAUAUUAGCACUGGGGUAUCGGGAUGUUGCCAUUUUGACAGGCGGGCUUUCUGCGUACGCCCUCGUUGGCGAGAUCUAUCGCGAUGUCAAUGUACCAUCCAAGGCAUUUGGCGAGCUCGUUGAAUCUAUCAACCACACCCCAUCCUUAUCUGCGCGGGACGUCAAGAAUGUUCUGGAGAGAGAGGAUGAUGUGGUUGUCUUGGAUGCCAGACGUUUCGAGGAGUAUAAUACCAUGAGCAUUCCCCACGGCCGCAGCUGUCCAGGGGGAGAGCUUUUGUAUCGCUUUUUUGAGGCUGUACCAUCCCCACAGACCACAGUCGUCGUCAACUGUGCAGGUCGAACACGGAGUAUUGUUGGCACCCAAUCUCUGAUCAAUUCUGGAAUUCCGAAUAAAGUGGUUGCGCUCCGAAAUGGGACGAUCGGGUGGACAUUGGAGGGUUUGGUAUUGGAGACAAAAAGGACGGAGCGGGUUCCGAGUCCUUCAGUCGAGGCAUCACAGAAGGCACGAAAAUACGCUGAAUUCUGGGCGAAUUACGUCGGCGUCUCUUUGAUUGACAGCGACCAGCUCACCCAAUUUACCGCGGAGUUUCAAGAUCGGACUCUGUACCUGUUAGACGUGAGAGACCCCAAGGAGUACGCUCUCGGACAUCCGACCGGCUUCUCCAAUGCUCCUGGGGGGUCAAUUAAUGGCGUGCGAGCGCGCAUGACAGCCAGCUGGCUCUUACAACUCGGUUGGGAGGUGUAUGUCUUUGAAGAGCGGUCUGGGGUGCCUGAUGCACUUCCGUUGCCUAAAGGACCUUCAUGGCAUCCUUCAAAGGAUCGCUCUAUCACGAUCAAUGAUCUUCAAAAUCUCACAGGAGUGACUGUGGUCGAUCUCGCCCGUAGUCCAUCCUAUCAAAAAGGCCACAUCCCAGGCGCAUGGUUUGCUUCUGGUCCCGAACUUGCACGAGAUUUGGGAGUUCUCGAUGGUGAUUGCCCUAUUGUGCUGACCUCGCCUGAUGGCGACGUUGCGGGGAUGAAUAUUGACGAGGCACGCAAGUCAAUCUCGCGAGAAGUGCUGUAUUUGGUGGGAGGGACAAUGGCCUGGGUAGCUGCCGGCCAUCCCCUCGAGACAGAGUCACGAUGGCUGUCGCAGCCAAUCGACGUGUAUAAGAGACCGUAUGAAGGCACAAGCAACGCUCGCAAGGAUAUGCAGGGGUAUCUUGACUGGGAGUAUGGGCUUGUCGCGCAAUUGGCGAACGACGGGGUUGCAUGUUUCCACGUUGUGCGGGGUCUCGCGUGGGAACCUAUCUUAAAUACCUAG